Molecule: messenger RNA, 2646 nt
Organism: Aspergillus terreus NIH2624
Lineage: Eukaryota; Fungi; Ascomycota; Eurotiomycetes; Eurotiales; Aspergillaceae
Exons: 4
Coding region: 1-2646 (881 amino acids)
Biological process (GO): regulation of DNA-templated transcription; DNA-templated transcription
Molecular function (GO): DNA binding; DNA-binding transcription factor activity, RNA polymerase II-specific; zinc ion binding
Source: RefSeq, a predicted model, not a curated record
AUGGAUGCGCCGUCUAACCUCCCACAAUCCGGCGAUUCGAAAGCCCGAUCCCAAAUACCCUCUCAGGUCCGGUCCGGCGAUGACUCCCAGAUCUUGCCCACCGCCAACCCGCCUGCCAUGCCAGGGUCGGCGCCGCAUGCCCCGCAAAAAUCCCACGCCACCGGGCCAGGCACCACCCUCCACGGAAAGAAACAGCUCGUCUCUAAUAAUGCCAAAGUAGCGAUUCCUCGCCAGCGCGCGGGAACCACCCCGCGGUAUAGUCGACGCGUGCCCUUGGCGUGCGAAUCCUGCCGUGCGCGAAAGACCAAGUGCAGUGGCGACACCCCAGUUUGUCGGCAGUGUAAGGAGCUCCGCGUCGAAUGCAAAUAUCCAGUCUCAUGGAGGGAGCGAACUAAGGGGGAGUUGAAAUCUCUUUCCGCGAAGACGAACGAGUAUGAAGCGCUCCUGAAAGAAAUCGGCACAUUUGUUGAUGGUCGGACAUCCGAGCGCAUCCGGAAUACGCUAGAGAAGUUUGGAGUGAACGGUGAAAGCUCCUCGACCCCUUCCCAACAGAACUCGGUCACGCCCCAGGACGAAGACGCCUCCGUGGAUGACGCUAGCUAUCCCUCAUCGAUCGGGUCCCUGGAAGCUAUCGACAGGGUCGAUGAAGAUCUGAAUCGAACGGCAAGCUCAAGGGCCACCGGCUAUAUGGGGAAGAACUCCGAGGUGACAUGGCUGCAGAGAUUGCGACGGGAGGCAGAGCAGCGGUCGAGGAAGUUGUCUGGGACGUAUGAAACUGAGCCUGAGGGUGAAUUCGCACUUCAUUCUAUGAACUAUCACCUGGAUGAUAUGGACAUUUCGGUCCCAGGCCCGGUUCACGCAUACCAGAUGCCUCCACGCCAUAUCGCGGAUAGGCUUUUCGAAGACUAUCUGGAAACGAUUCAUCCGUUCUUCCCCAUAAUCAGCCGCACACUAUAUCGAACACAGUAUGCUACCUUUGUUGAUAGCGUUGCACGACCUGGCGAUAAGUGGCUAGCCAUUUUGAAUAUGAUAUUCGCUAUCUCCGCCAAGCAUGCCCACCUCCGCCAGGCUCCCUGGCGUGGCGAAGAAAAUGACCACUUGGUGUACCUGACUCGUGCUCGCAUCCUUAGUAUGAAUGGUGAUGUCCUGUUCAGCCACCCUGAUCUCCAGCAGGUGCAAGUGGAAGGGCUGAUCGCUUUCUAUCUUCUUGCUUCGGAUCAAAUAAACAGGUCCUGGCGCAUCACGGCCCUGGCGGUUCGCUCUGCUGUAGCUCUCGGGCUCAAUAUGAAGAAUACUAGUGAACACACCGCCGGGAUCUCGAAAGAGGCUCGUUACCGUGUUUGGUGGUGUCUUUAUGCAUUCGAACAUAUGCUUGGGGUCAUGACAGGUCGUGCCUCGUGUAUUUCGGAUGGGAUCUGUACAACACCCUUACCGCUCCCCUUCGACGAGGACCAACUCCGAGAGCCAGUGGCUGCAAAGCUCCUCGAUGACCUUGAGUUACGCCAGGAAUGUGUGGACUCAGCCCUGGCGUGCAACUAUGUUCGGCAAGUGUCUCUGAACCCUCCAGGUGGUAGGGAUGCCAAAUAUACGGACAAGACGCGGGACACCUCGUGGCUGAAGAGCGUGCCUUGUAGUCGCUCGCUUGUCUUCCUCUAUUACAUGGACUUGUCAGUCAUUUCUCAAGAAAUCGUGAACAGGGUGUAUUCUCUGGAUUGCAUGAUGACUCCAUGGGCACACAUUGAGAAUCGGAUGGGAGAACUGAGGGCUCGAAUUGACCUCUGGUUUUCAAACUUGCCAGAGUCACUCAACUUUACCCGGACGGACGACCAAGGGCCGGAUUUACUUCGUUCGAGGCUCUUUUUGGCCUUCAACUACUACAGCGCGCGAAUUACUCUGGGGCGUCCGUGCCUGUGCCGUCGCGAUGCGCGACAGCAGGCAGGUCCAAGUCAGACAACUUUUAGCCAUGACAUGGCAGUGAGCACUCUGGAGUCUGCACGGCGCAUGUUCGACCUUGUUCCUGAUGUGCCAGAUGCCCUGCGCCUCUACAGCAUUUGUCCCUGGUGGUGCAUCCUGCAUUACUUCAUGCAAGCGACAACAGUGCUCCUCCUCGAGCUAUCUUUCGGGAGCGUGCACAUGCCGGAGGAGGAGAAUAACAUGCUAGAAGCAUCGAAGAAGGCCAUCCGGUGGCUCUUUGCGAUGUCACAGUGCAGUCUCGCUUCGCGACGCGCAUGGGAGUUGUGCGACAGUAACCUUCGCCGGAUCGCGGUGGGCAUGAACUACGAUCUGAGCGACAUGCCACCCGCAUCUGAGUCGGCAACGAAGUCGGUCGACUCCGUUGAUGCGGAAAAUGUCGACCCGGUUGCUCGCCAGACUAACGUCACCCCGGCGUCGGUUCUACUCAAUCCAGCUGACCCCCUCAGCCAGCCGGUCGUCGCUGCAACCCAGCCUUCGGACCCUGGCGUUCAGUAUAAUCCGACCCAACCACCUCUAUACUCUGGCUUUCCGACCUCGUUCAACCCCUCUCCGUCUACCUUUGACAUGGCAACGGAUGUCGAUGCCUACUUCCCGUAUGACCCGAUCAGCGGAGAGUUCAUCCGGUCCUUCUUCCCAGCUUCCACUGACGAAGACCCGUGGGAGCAACCAUGA